AUGAACACGUCCUGCUGCCCAGGCCCCGCUCAGCCCACACCACCUGGCGCCUCCGCACCCCCCACGGCUGCAGCCAACCAGAGCGCAGGCGCCUUCUGCGAGCAAGUCUUCAUCCAUCCCGAGGUCUUCCUGGCGCUGGGAGUGGCCAGCCUGCUGGAGAACAUCCUGGUCAUCCUGGCCGUGGCGCGCAACGACAACCUGCACUCGCCCAUGUACCUCUUCCUCUGCAGCCUGGCCGUGGCCGACAUGCUGGUGAGCGUGUCCAACGCGCUGGAGACCAUCAUGAUUGCCGUGGUCAGUGGCGACCACCUGGCCUUCGAGGACCGCGUGCUCCAGCACAUGGACAACAUCUUCGACUCCAUGAUCUGCAUCUCCCUGGUGGCCUCCAUCUGCAACCUGCUGGCCAUCGCCGUGGACAGGUACGUCACCAUCUUCUACGCGCUGCGUUACCACAGUAUCAUGACGGUGAGGAAAGCCCAGGGCCUGAUCGCCGCCAUCUGGCUGGGCUGCGGCGUGUGCGGAGUGGUCUUCAUCGUCUACUCGGACAGCAAGAUGGUCAUCGUGUGCCUCGUGACCAUGUUCUUCGCCAUGCUGCUGCUUAUGGCCACGCUGUACGUGCGCAUGUUCCUCUUCGCGCGCCUGCACGUCAAGCGCAUCGCCGCCCUGCCGCCCGCAGAGGGGGCGCCCCCGCCCCAGCACUCCUGCAUGAAGGGCGCCGUCACCAUCACCAUCCUGCUCGGGGUCUUUAUCUUCUGCUGGGCCCCCUUCUUCCUCCACCUGAUCCUCAUCAUCACCUGCCCCACCAACCCCUACUGCGCGUGCUACACGGCCCACUUCAACACCUACCUGGUCCUCAUCCUGUGCAACUCGGUCAUCGACCCCCUCAUCUACGCCUUCCGGAGCCUGGAGCUGAGAGACACCUUCAAGGAGAUUCUCUGCGGCUGCGGGGGCACGGGCUAG
This is a messenger RNA of Elephantulus edwardii (Cape elephant shrew), 960 nucleotides long. RefSeq names its product melanocortin 3 receptor (gene MC3R). Gene Ontology annotation, biological process: G protein-coupled receptor signaling pathway. NCBI's taxonomy places the organism in Eukaryota, Metazoa, Chordata, Mammalia, Macroscelidea, Macroscelididae. Gene Ontology annotation, molecular function: melanocyte-stimulating hormone receptor activity; peptide hormone binding. The record is from RefSeq and is a predicted model, not a curated record. The coding region runs from base 1 to 960 and encodes 319 amino acids. The transcript has a single exon. Gene Ontology annotation, cellular component: membrane.